This is a messenger RNA of Doryrhamphus excisus (bluestripe pipefish), 1286 nucleotides long. The record is from RefSeq and is a predicted model, not a curated record. Lineage: Eukaryota; Metazoa; Chordata; Actinopteri; Syngnathiformes; Syngnathidae.
AUGGAUCAUUUGUUCAGUCGAGAGUUCCGUUUGUGCUUGGUAGACACGAGAGAGAGCCUCAGGUGUGUGAAUGACUUCAUGUUCACCAUCAACUGCUCCUUGAGCCUCACGCCGCCUGACUUCACCACCGACCAGCAACCAUCCUACUGGCUGACGUUCAGCCACAAAUAUACAGACUCCGACCAAUCGUAUUCGUGCGUGCUUGCCAACACCAGCGGAGGCCUCUACUUCUGCUCUGUGAUGACGAACCCAACGGCGAAGGACUCGACUUCCCAGUGCUUCGUGGAUUUUGAUGUUUUUCAGAUCUCGCUGUGUAAAAAGGAGAGCAACGAUGCCGAGUACUGCCAAUCGCUGGAUAACAACUACAGGCCAGCCGCUCACAUUAUACCGAAUGCACCACGUUGCCUCACGGCCAGCCACAACUCAAGCCAACGCCACUUCACAUGGAAAACCACCUAUGAGGAAUGUCUUUUCACCAGCUUCCAGGAAUCUCUCAACUAUCAGCUGCGUUUCUACGACAGACAGCACAAACACGAUGUGAUAUUCCGUGACAUCAACACCGACAGCGUGUUCUAUUCAGUGGAUGAUAGUGAAUUUACGGAGGACACGGAAUAUGCCGCCAAAGUGAGGUCCAGGCCGAGUGCGGGUCCUUUUUUUGGAGAUUGGAGUGACUGGUCCACUGAGGUCCACUGGAGAACGUCCGGUCCAGGUCUUCUCUCCAAAUCCGGCAAGGCUGUCUUAACAACGUUAGGCGUCAUGGCUACACUGCUGCUUCUGUGCUGUGCUCCAUUUAAAAACAGAUGGAGACAAGGUGUCUUCAUUCCUACACCAGCACUGUACUUCCAGAGCCUCUAUAAUGAAUACCAAGGAGAUUUCCAGAGCUGGGUGGACGGUCAAACAAAGAUGAGAUCCACACAUGUCCACAGCGAGGAGAGAGCACUACAGGAUCGCCACGCAGCACGCGAGGGGAACAUAUACGAAAACACUGAUAUCGUAUGUGAUUAUGCUGAAGUGGGUAUCCCUGUGAAAACCACAUCAAACCCAAGUCUGCUACCUACCGAGGAUAAGCCAGGGUGUAGGUCCGGCAGCGUUCCUCCCAUGCAGGGUGGUCCAUCCUUGUACGGCCAUGAAUACUGCACACUGAGCGCCUUUCAGCAGCACCAGCCAACCACAGGAAAUGCUGAAGUCUUGCUCUGAAACAAAUAAGGAGUCAAUCAAAAGGUGCACUUCAAUUACAUAUGACAUUAUUUGAUGCAAAUAAAUUGACACAUUGUGUACAAUGUUGA